UAUAAAAGUCCGAGAUUUCACGAUCAUUUUUCAUCCUUCUCUCUGUGAUUCAGCCACACUCUCUCUACUCGACUCUACAAGAAAAUUGGUUUCCUGAGAAUGGGUAAAUUUACCUUCGUCGUCGUGUUUGUGAUGAUGGCACUGGCUUCCGGACUCCAGGCCUUCGAUGAUUUGGAAGUCGCUUGGCAGGAAUAUCUGGCUAAUCACCCGUUGGGAGUUCAAACUAAAGCCGAAUAUGGACUGCGCAAAUCCAUCUUCAACGAAACGCACACCAGGAUUAAGAAGCACAACUCUAAAAAGGGCGCCACUUACCAAUUGACUCACAAUUCCUUCUCAGUUUUGACCGACGAAGAGAAACAAAGUUACAUGGGUGCUUUCAAACCUGUCCGUCCUAAUGGGAUUCGUGGGGUUUCUAGCCGAGUACUGCCCAGUACUGUUGAUUACCGUACUAAUUCGUGCAUGCCACCGGUAAGGAACCAAGGUGGAUGUGGUAGUUGCUGGGCUCAUUCCGCCACUGCAGUCGUUGAAUUUGGCAAAUGUAAGAAGUACGGCGGAUCUGCUCGUGAUCUGAGUGAACAGCAAUUAGUGGACUGCAGCCGGGAUAACGGUUGCUCGGGUGGAUGGGAACACGAAGCUUGGCAAUACUUGGCAUCUAACGGCGGACAAAUGACCGAAAGUUCCUACCCUUACACAGCCGUAGUUGGAACAUGCCAUUUCAAUACUUCGGUCACGGCGAUUGGAGCUCAAGUAUCUUCCUCUUCUUCUGUGGAAUGGGUUGGCACCAUUUCUGGUAUGAAGACUGUUCUGGCCACCGGAAGGAUCCUUUCCAUUUACAUGCAGCUCCCCUCAAGCUUCUUUAAUUACAAGAGUGGAGUUUUUAAUGACGCCAGUUGUGUAGAAAAUAAUGCUCACGCCAUGAAUGUUGUUGGCUAUGGAACUUUGAAUUCGGUCGAUUAUUGGGUCGUCCGUAAUUCGUGGGGAAGUGGAUGGGGAGCUGCCGGAUACGUUCUCGUUCGCAGAGGCGUUGACUUGUGCAUGAUUGAAGACUAUUCUCGCACUACCAACAUUGUUUAAGGAACAAUAUUUAAAAAAAUGAGUCAUCUUGUAGACCGUAGUUUAGUUUUUAUGGGUUUAGUGUUUAUCCGGUUAAAGAUAAUACAAUUGUAUUGCAUUGA
Daphnia pulicaria is the source of this 1175-nucleotide messenger RNA. Its product is annotated as zingipain-2-like. The record is from RefSeq and is a predicted model, not a curated record. Lineage: Eukaryota; Metazoa; Arthropoda; Branchiopoda; Diplostraca; Daphniidae. Gene Ontology annotation, molecular function: cysteine-type endopeptidase activity. Gene Ontology annotation, cellular component: lysosome. Bases 100 to 1074 code for a protein of 324 amino acids. The transcript is spliced from 8 exons.